AUGAGCUCCUCCAUUAUCCUUAGAGAACAUUCCCUAACCUUCCCAAGGCUUCUCUGCUCCCUCACAUUCCUCCGCUACAUGGGUGGCGGUCCACGGACCUUCCCCGGUGGCCUUAACAAGUGGCAGUGGAAGCGACUCCACGAGAAGAAAGCCAGAGAGAAAGAGAAGCGACUCCUUGAUCAAGAGAAGCAGCUCUAUCAGGCCCGAAUCCGAUCCCAAAUCCGGCCAAACUAG
This is a messenger RNA of Thlaspi arvense, 234 nucleotides long. Lineage: Eukaryota; Viridiplantae; Streptophyta; Magnoliopsida; Brassicales; Brassicaceae. The record is from the annotation of a GenBank genome assembly.